GCGACCAACAAAGCGGCAAGUGUUGCAGGUGGUCAUGAGCCUUUUUGACCCGCUCGGAAUUGUGGCCUGCUACACCAUACACGGGAAAAUUCUCAUCCAGUCCAUCUGGCGUUCGGGAAUUCUGUGGGAUGAUCCUAUCUGCGACGACGACUUUGAUAUGUGGCAGCGCUGGAUCAAACUGACACCGAAGUUGGAAAAUGUAAGAGUGCCACGUUGUUAUUUCCCCAACUACACUACCGGCAGCUACAAUUCACUUCAGCUGCAUGUGUUCGUGGACGCCAGUGAGCUGGCCUACUGUGCUGCGGCCUAUUUUAGAAUCGUUGACGGAGAUACUCCCCGCUGCGCUCUGGUGGCAGCUAAGGCCAAAGUUACACCUUUAAGACCACAAUCCAUACCUCGAAACGAGCUGGGCGCUGCAGUGAUUGGUUCUCGGUUGCUGAAGUCUGUAGAAGAAAGUCACUCACUGCAAAUUACCGAAAAGUUCCUGUGGACCGAUUCUUCGACUGUUAUGGCCUGGCUCCGUGCGGAUCCACGAAAAUAUCGCCAAUUUGUCGGUUUUAGAAUAGCAGAAAUUUUGACGAAUACUUCGGUGGAAGACUGGCAGUGGGUUCCUUCCCGUGACAACAUAGCCGACCAAGGAACCAAAUGGGGUAAUGGUCCCAACUUCGAUCCAGAUGGUUUGUGGUACAAAGGACCCGAAUUCUUGUACCGACCAACAGAAGAAUGGCCGAAACAAAAACCCUGCUUGGAGUCACCCAAAGACGAAUUACGGUCGGUAAACGUUCAUCGUCAGUCUGACGAUGAUUUUGUAGUCAACAUGGAAAGUUUCUCGCGGUGGGAUGGGCUACUCAACCGAGUUGCUUAUAUGUAUCAUUUCGUGCACCGCUUCAAGCGCUUCAAACGGGAACCGGUGGAAUCUAGUGAAUCCUGUGGUGAUCUGAAUCGUGAUGAUUAUGUGUCGGCGGAAGCAGCCAUUUGGCGGGCUGUGCAGCGACAGGUGUUUGCGGAAGAAAUUCAAGCGCUUAGAAGCAGUUCUGAGCUUUCAUCGAAGCAGUGGAAGCGUAUCGGCAAGGGAAGUGUCCUAGCGAAGCUAUCACCGGUGAUCGAUGAGUCCGGUGUUCUCCGGAUGGCGAGCAGAAUCGACCCUCAAGCGGCUUAUUAUUCGUUCGACUUUCGAAAUCCUGUGAUAAUACCAAGAGAUCAUCAUGUCACCACUCUUUUGAUCCUGCGAUUUCACCAAAAGUACGGCCAUGCCAAUACCGAGACUGUACUGAACGAGCUCAAGCAACGUUACUACAUCCCCCGGAUGAGAGCCAGUGUGAAGAAGGCGAUUAAAAGCUGCAUGUGGUGUCGUGUUUAUCUGGCUAGACCACAGGCUCCAAAAAUGGCCCCACUCCCCCAGCCCAGGGUUAAACCCUAUGUACGACCGUUCACCUUCACAGGGCUGGACUACUUCGGACCACUGCUGGUCAAACGAGGACGUAGCGACGAAAAAAGGUGGGUCGCGCUUUUCACCUGCCUCUCGGUGAGGGCGUUGCACCUAGAAGUGGUGCAUUCUUUAUCGGCAGAAUCCUGCAGGAUGGCAAUUCGGCGGUUUGUCGCUAAGCAUGGUCCUCCUCAAGAGAUAUUCAGCGACAAUGGGACGAACUUCCGCGGGGCAGCCCGAGAGUUGGAAGAAGAAACUAAUGCAAUCAAUAAGGAGUUAGCGAGCUACUUUACCAACAGCCAUACACAAUGGCACUUCAACCCCCCUUCUGCCCCCCAUAUGGGCGGGGUUUGGGAGAGGAAAGUCCGGUCCGUGAAGGAGGCGUUCAAGACUCUCUCGCACCAUCAAAGGCUAGACGAUGAAGGACUGCGAACAUUGCUCUCGGAAGCAGAAUUGAUAGUCAACUCCCAUCCGCUGACGUUCGUGCCGCUGGAGGAUCCCAACGAAGAAGUGCUGACUCCAAAUCAUUUCCUCUGGCUAAGUUCCGGCGAGGACAGCAAACCACCAAGGGUACCAAUCGACGAUGUUACACCUCUUCGACCAAACUGGAAGGUUAUUCAACACUUAACAAACCAGUUUUGGAAGCGCUGGGUGCAAGCUUACCUACCUACUAUAGCCUGCAGGACGAAAUGGUUCGCGGAAACGCGGCCGCUGAAGGUCGGCGAUCUAGUGGUCAUCGUAGACGAGUCCGUGCGCAACGGAUGGCUCCGAGGUAAGGUGGUGAGGACUUAUCCAGGACGAGACGGACAAGUUCACAAGGUCGACGUGGAGACUUGCGACGGAUCUACUCUUCAAAGACCAGCGGUAAAGGUUGCUCUGUUGGACGUGCAGGAGGAGAGUAAAGUCGAUUGACUACGACGUUACGGGUUGGGGUGUUAGUAGAACUGGCAACCUUGGUACGGGAUCGGACAAACGUCAACGCGUUGGCGCCGAAAAAGAAUUGUCAUUGUUAGAAAAUUGAUCGAAACUGCGACACGUUUUUUCUUGACCUGGCAGUUAGUUAGUUUGUAGUGAAUUGUUUUUAGCGAAAACAGUAUGUAUUUGAUCAUUAGUUAUUUGAUCAUCUUUUAAUGUAUUUUUUAUAGUAGGUGGAAGCUAUUUGGCCAGUUGCGCGUGAUUUUUGUGCUCGCGGUUUAGUGAGUCGGAAGAGGUUAGGUGAUAGAAAUUCCUUACUGCGCAAUUUGCCACUAAAAUAUUGUAUUUCCUUUGAUAGUUUGAGUGACCGUUCGGUUGUUCCGGUUAGGUGUACCGGGUUGAGCUCAAUUAGAGCGGUAGGAAAGAAAAAGCCUUCAAAUAGCCGGUGAUAUCCGACGGUUUAGGGUUGCCAGAGCUAGAGCUUAGGGUAAACGGCGAAACUUAUUUUCGAGUUCGUUCGCAUACAACGU
Molecule: messenger RNA, 2871 nt
Organism: Uranotaenia lowii
Lineage: Eukaryota; Metazoa; Arthropoda; Insecta; Diptera; Culicidae
Exons: 3
Coding region: 35-2338 (767 amino acids)
Biological process (GO): DNA integration
Molecular function (GO): nucleic acid binding
Source: RefSeq, a predicted model, not a curated record